Molecule: messenger RNA, 1773 nt
Organism: Capra hircus (goat)
Lineage: Eukaryota; Metazoa; Chordata; Mammalia; Artiodactyla; Bovidae
Gene: CA3
Product: carbonic anhydrase 3
Exons: 7
Coding region: 124-906 (260 amino acids)
Cellular component (GO): cytoplasm
Molecular function (GO): zinc ion binding; carbonate dehydratase activity
Source: RefSeq, a predicted model, not a curated record
CUCUUUAGCCCCGCGCCCACCCUCGCUGACCUAAUAAGGCCAUGAGGGAUUGAGGGGGCCCGGCAUAAAAGGGGCGCCGGCGGGCCGCGCACGGCGGGAGCGGAGGCAGCACCCGGCACCGCCAUGGCCAAGGAGUGGGGCUACGCCGACCACAACGGUCCUGACCAUUGGCAUGAACUUUACCCGAUUGCCAAGGGAGAGAACCAGUCUCCCAUUGAACUGAACACUAAAGAGAUCAGCCACGACCCUUCCCUGAAGCCAUGGACAGCAUCCUAUGACCCAGGCUCUGCCAAAACCAUCCUGAAUAAUGGGAAGACCUGCAGAGUUGUGUUUGACGAUACUUAUGACAGGUCAAUGCUGAGAGGUGGUCCCCUCGCUGCGCCCUACCGGCUCCGCCAGUUUCACCUCCACUGGGGCUCCUCUGACGAUCACGGCUCGGAGCACAGCGUGGAUGGAGUCAAGUACGCAGCAGAGCUUCAUUUGGUUCACUGGAAUUCAAAGUAUAACAGUUAUGCAACUGCUCUGAAGCAUCCCGAUGGUAUAGCUGUAAUUGGUGUUUUCCUGAAGAUAGGACGUGAGAAAGGCGAGUUCCAGCUGUUCCUUGAUGCACUGGACAAAAUUAAGACGAAGGGCAAGGAGGCGCCCUUCAACAACUUCAACCCGUCCUGCCUGUUCCCCGCCUGCCGGGACUACUGGACCUACCACGGGUCCUUCACCACGCCACCCUGCGAGGAGUGCAUCGUGUGGCUGCUGCUGAAGGAGCCCAUCACGGUCAGCUCCGACCAGAUAGCCAAGCUGCGCACCCUGUACUCCAGCGCGGAGAACGAGCCCCCGGUGCCCCUGGUGAGGAACUGGCGCCCCCCGCAGCCCAUCAAGGGCAGGAUCGUGAAGGCCUCCUUCAAGUGAGGCUGCUGGAGCUCGCCCUCUUCAGGAAAGGAAGCCGACCCUGCAGAGCUUGGUCCCUCGCCUCCUCUUGGUGCUUCUGACUCCGGUAUACUCCAGGUCCAUCCCCGUGUUUCCACGCAGAGCAGAGCAGAUGAGAGACGCCAUCACCAGGAAAUCAGAGCUACUAUUCCCAGGAUCUGAUGUGAGAGCGCUUGGCCUCUGUGAUAAUCACCUUGCCUAUAAAAGUAGCAUUUCUAGUAAGGUUUCAAAGAAGAAGAAGAAGAAGAAGGGUGAGGAGAGUAAAGACAGGGAAAAAGUGGCUCCUGGGCACCGUUUCUGUGUCAUCUUAAAUUUCACAGAACUUCCGUCGACCCUUUUCCUAUGUAUGAUGCCUUAUCCAUCUUAAAGAAAUAGUACUUUUAUAUGCGGGCGUAGAGGAGUCUGCAGAUCCUGUAGCAGAAAUUAAAGUGACUGUGAACAUCAAGAAUGGAGAUGAUUAUGCGUUUUAACCCUUAAAUAAACCAAUAAGAAGUGCCUCACUUAUUAACAUUUAAAACCGCUGUAGAGAUUGCCUGGUUUUGAUUAUCAAUGAAAGUAAAACACACUGACCAGGAAUUCUUUUUAUAAUUUGACCCAUUACUUGAAUGUUUUCUUCAUGAAGAUAGUUGACUUUAUCCUGAUAUUUUUCUUUACCUGAAGGAGGGCCAUUUAUUUUUCAUUCUACUACUUUUAUCUUUGCAUGCUUCUUAAGGUAAAAAAUGUCUCUGAUGUAUUUCCAACGUGAGGGUGGGAUUAACAAGCCCUAGAGCUCGCAGGAGUGAAUGACUGCCCUUGAAGUAAAAGCAGUUAUGCUGAUCAUCAAGACUAAUAAAGACACAGAUGCAGACA